This is a messenger RNA of Centropristis striata (black sea bass), 3037 nucleotides long. It is a transcript of the gene uvssa, whose product is annotated as UV-stimulated scaffold protein A. Gene Ontology annotation, cellular component: chromosome. Bases 176 to 2521 code for a protein of 781 amino acids. The record is from RefSeq and is a predicted model, not a curated record. Gene Ontology annotation, molecular function: RNA polymerase II complex binding. Lineage: Eukaryota; Metazoa; Chordata; Actinopteri; Perciformes; Serranidae. Gene Ontology annotation, biological process: response to UV; transcription-coupled nucleotide-excision repair. The transcript is spliced from 15 exons.
AAAGGCUGUUAAUGUGUAAACUGAGCUCGACAGCGAGCGGAUAUUUCAUAUAUUUAGUCAUGAAAGAAAUACUUGUUGAUUUGGUGUCUCGGAGCUGACAGAUAAGAUAAACUACUGAUCUUCAGAGACGUUAUUUAAUAAACCAAACGGUCUGCCGGUGGGUGAGUGACCAGUGAUGGAGCUGUCUCAGAGGGACCGGCUGUCGGAGCUGGUGGAGGAGCUGACCACGUCAGGACAGCAACAGCUCAACGAGAACAAGAUGAAGGAAAUCAAGAAGAUCUGCAAAGCGUCUGAUGACUGCAUCGCCCACGUCUACAGCUCAGUGAUGACUCAGCUCAACCACGAUCACGCUGAGGUCCGACUCUCCGCCUUCCAGAUCGCCAGCGAGCUCUUCACCAGAUCUCACCACUUCAGAACGCUGCUGGUCGACAACUUCCAGGAGUUCUUGGAGCUGACAGUGGAGACGGACUCGGAGCAGCCCCUCCCUCCUCCUCAGCAGGUUGCUAGGAAACUGAGGUCUCUGGCCAUCCAGACGGUCCAGUCCUGGCAGAGCAGCUACGGGACGGCAUAUAAGAAGUUAGCGCUGGGCUACCACUUCCUCAAACAGGUCAAGAAGGUGGACUUCCAGGACGCUCAGGCCAGAACAGUCACAGAGAGGAGGAGGGAGGAGGACCGACAGAGGAAGAUGGAGAGGAUCUACAGGGAGAGAGUGGAGGCCGCCACCAGAGACAUGGAGGAGUCGAUCGAGGAGAUGGAGGCGACGCUGACAGAGAUGGAGUCCUGCAUGAGUCUGCUAUUCCCCGAGUUUGAACUCACAGACGUCAGGACCCCCAACAGCAGAUCUCCAGACCCCCAACCAGAACCAGAACCAGCCACCGAUCCGUCAGCUGAUGAUGAAGAACCCUGCUGCAGCAAAGACCUGAGGGACGACAGGAGAGAAGGAGUGGAGCAAGAGAAGGAGGAGAGCAGGAAGGAGAAGGAAAGCAACCAGGAGGAAAAGAUUGAAAAGGAUGACAAAGAGGAGAAGACAAAGAAAAGGGAGAAGAAGGAGAGAGGAGAGGAUGGGAAUGAGCAGGAGGAGAAGAAAGCAAAAGAAGAAGACGAGGGGGAAGAAAAGAAGGGAGAGUCUGAGGGAGAUGAGGAGGAGGAAGAGGAGGAGGGAAGUAGUGAAGAAGAGGAGUCAGAGUCGUUCAUCCGGAGCUCUGGACUCAUCUCUCACUCCUACAACCUGGACCUGAACCUCUCUCCUGGUCUUCAUGUGAAGGAGACGGAGGAUAAUGAGGCAGUGGUUUCCACGGUGAUAGACCUCCAUAAACUGAUAACAACCAAACACCUCCCAGCUGUGCAGAGCUGGCUUCAGGUGUUCACAAAGUCCGGUGCUAACGAGCAGCUGUUGAGGAGAGCGAUGGAUCUGAAGAAUUCUUUAGAAGCUGCUCUGCAGAAACACAAAGAGCUUCACAUCGACUACAAGACCAGAAGAGUCCGUAGAGUGAUGAAAGCUUCUUCAGACGGAGAGGAAGAUGAUGACGAUGAAGAUGAUGAUGAUUUCGACGAGGUUCCAGAGAAAGAAGGAUAUGAGCCGCACAUUCCUGAGCAUCUACGAGCCGAGUAUGGUCUGGAUCCAACUCCUUCCACCUCAGCAGCACCGCUCCCAAAAAAACCUCCUGCUAAAAGACCUGUAGCUCCACCUCCUCCCUCCACCUCCUCCUCCUCCUCCUCCAGGAGGCUGAAGAGACUUAUAGAGGAGGAGCAGGAUCCAACAUGUGCAGCUGCCACACUGCGCCGCCUCCGACAGAACCUCCCUCCUCCUGCAGAGUCCAGCAGCUCUUCGGGUCCCAGUUCGUCCCAGUCCUCCUCAGCCCAGAAGCCUGUUGAUGCUCCUGUGGUUCCCUUUGGUUUGGACCUGUACUACUGGGGCGAGGAGCAGCCCAACGCCGGCAAGAUCAUCAAGUCGACCUCUCAGCACCAGUUCUGGGUUCCCAUCCAGGUGGAUGAGGAGGUGGAGAACGAGGAGCUGCUGGCAGAGAGCAGGAGCAGGUACAUCACCUUCCCCGGGAGCUUCACUCCCGUCAGCCACCACUGCAGAGCUCCUCUGACCAACGGGACGCUGUGUCAGAGACAGGACCGGGUCAAGUGUCCGUUCCAUGGACCCAUCGUUCCUCGGGACGCUGUGGGUCGACCCAGCAGGCAGGAGGACCGACUGAGGGAGGAGCAGGAGGAGAGGAGGAGGAGGGAGGAGCAGCCCGACUGGCGUGAUCCGGAGCUGAUGCGAGACAUCGAGGCAGCGACCGGAGAGGACCUGGGCUCCGACCGGCUGGGGAAGAAAGGCAAAGGGAAAGGGAAGAAGAAGAAAUACCCGAACCUCAGUGACCUGAAGCAGAGCGCCAACACGUCCCGCUCCAGGCUGGAGAAGAAAGUCUUCAACAAGAGCGCCAUGCGUAGAGUCGCCGCUGUGUUGAGUAAAGCCGACAGCAGGAAACACGACAAAUUCUCCAACCAGUUCAACUACUCCCUCAACUGACCUCCAGCCAGCUGAACACGCCUUUAAAUGAACCAGAAUGGACUGAAUACUUUCAUUUAAAAGGACUUAAACUUAUUGAGGUGCACGUACAGUAUAUGAAUCUGAUUAAAAUGAUAUUUAACAUUGUUUGAAUGCUCUGAUGCCGUUUUAUAAGCUUUGAAGGAGAUGGACAAAUGUACAGACUUAUUCCAGUAUGAGUGUGUUCUGCUACUGACACACCUGAUGAUUUCACUCAGGAAAAAUUAAUUUCUUUUGGUUUUAUUUUUCAGCUAAAUACCGCCUUUUUUAUCAGCCAAAUCCAUGUUUUCUUAAUGUAUAUGAUGAUGAUUUGUAUCUUGUUUUUCUAGUGUUUCUAGUUGAAUUUGUUGUUUAUAUUAUUGUGGGAGGAUUGAAGCCACGUGUUAUUAAUGAAGUAAUAAUGCAGAUUAAAACAAAUGUGUCUCUGUCCUCAGCCUGCUUGUGUAAAAUAACUGACAAAAUACCUACCUGUCCUACCUGUAAUAAAUCAACAGCAAA